Molecule: messenger RNA, 690 nt
Organism: Vairimorpha ceranae
Lineage: Eukaryota; Fungi; Microsporidia; Nosematidae
Exons: 1
Coding region: 1-690 (229 amino acids)
Source: RefSeq, a predicted model, not a curated record
AUGAAAAUAGAACUAACCUCAAGAGACAAAAGAUAUAAGUUUUAUACUGAAAUUAAUAAUAUAUUAACAGUUAAUGAUAUUAAAGAAUAUCUUAGUAAUAGUUUGGAUGUAAAAAAGCAGAAUAUAUUUGUUUACAAUAACGAUUUUCUUUUAGAAGAGACUGUAGAUCUUUCACGUUUUAGUUCUUUGAACUUGACUUUUGAUAUUGACAUAAAAAAUUAUGGAGUUAUAGAUGAUGAUGUUAUUGUAGAAGAUAUUGAUACUACAAAGAAUACAAAAGAUAGAAUAAAUUUUGUGAGUCAAAACAAAAAAGGUAACACUACAAGAAUUAAAUUUCCAGGAACCAAUAAUGUAAUUACUGUAGAUUCCAAUAGAUUAGUUACAGUGGGAGAGAAAACUUAUCUUCUAAGAAAUAAUACAAAAAUGUUUGAUUAUAAAAAGAUUAUAAAGUAUAUUUUAAGUAUUAAAAUUACCAAAGAUGAUCUUUUUAAGGUACUUGCCUUUGGUGUUUUAAUAUUUACAAAUAACGUUGAAAUACUGUACAUCCUUAGUGUAAUAUUCUUCAUGCAACUUUUAAGUAAAACAUUUAUUAAACAUAAUAGCAAAUAUUCCGAAUCAUUGGGCUUAUUUAAUAGGACAAUAAUGAUGUAUAUUGUUUCCAUGUUUAUGAUAGAUCAUAGUAGAUUUUAA